UCCUCCAAAUUUCCCACCUCUAAACAUAAACACAAAGAGUUUUUGCUCUUGUUGAAAACCAAAAAACAAGUUUUUUUUUUAAUUCCUCUAUUCUAUUUCCCAUGGGUUCCCAAACUCCAAUGGUUGAUAUCAUGGUGGUUUUCGAUUUCGAUAAAACCAUUGUUGAUUGUGAUACUGAUAAUUGGGUUAUAGAUAAUCUUGGUUUCACUGAAAUGUUCGAAAAGCUUCUUCCUACCAUGCCUUGGAAUCCUCUUAUGGAUUUGAUGAUGAAGACGAUGCAUGAGAAAGGAGUGACAAAGGAUGAUAUAGUAGAGGUCUUAAACAGAACUCCUAUGCAUGAUCGUAUCAUUCCCGCCAUUAAAUCUGCUUAUGAUGCUGGGUGUGAUUUGAGGAUCCUUAGUGAUGCAAACAGGUUCUUUAUAGAAACAAUAUUGGAUCAUCAUGGUAUCAAGAAUUAUUUUACUGAGAUUCACACUAAUCCUGGUUAUGUGGAUGAAAAUGGAAGAGUUAGAAUAUUUCCUCACCAUGAUUUCACUACUGCUCCUCAUAACUGCGACAACAUUCUUUGCCCUCCUAACAUGUGUAAGGGUGUAGUGAUGGAAAAGCUAUUAGCUAAUGAAGGGGACAACACAUUCAUCUAUUUAGGUGAUGGAAAUGGAGAUCAUUGUCCUAGCUUAAAGCUAAGAGAAGGUGAUUGUUGCAUGCCUAGGAAGAACUACCCACUUUGGGGUGUAAUUUCAAGUAACCCAAAGCUCAUCAAUGCUAAGAUCCAUGGAUGGUCCGACGGGGGCGAUCUCGAACGUGUCCUGCUCUCCCUCAUCCAUGACUUGUUAUCUAAUAAGCAAGAGAAGAAAGGUGGGCAUCAAAGCUUGGCUAAGGUUGAUUUCAAGCUUAAGAAUAACGUGCCAAGGCCUUCACGUGAAGUUCUACCGCCAGCACUUUCAGUGUCUCAGUAGUAACGACAUUGAUUAAUAAAACACCCUCCGGCCUCCGUUGGAAUUUAGUUGUCACGUGUUAUUUUAUAUUAUGUUAUCAUCUGAUAAUUAUUUUUAGACAGAGGAGAUAUCUAGAUAUAGUAUCGAUCGUGGUUACCAUUACCCCAUCAAAAUUAUAUUUGAAAAAAAAAAUGGUGAUUCAAACCCACAUAGCCUGCCUUCAUAUGUUACGAGACUAUGAGUGAGCUUAGGAUGUGGUCGUAUGAAGUAUAUAUAAGCUUUGAGUUUGAGCUAGUUUAUUUUAGCCAAAUUAAGCUAAAUUAGGCAUCAUAAUAGUGUGUACUUUGUUGUAAUGAUGUAAUCUCAAUAAGAAGUAAAGGCAAAAUAGCCAUUUCUUUUUUA
Chenopodium quinoa (quinoa) is the source of this 1337-nucleotide messenger RNA. Its product is annotated as inorganic pyrophosphatase 1-like. The record is from RefSeq and is a predicted model, not a curated record. Gene Ontology annotation, molecular function: phosphatase activity. Bases 102 to 956 code for a protein of 284 amino acids. NCBI's taxonomy places the organism in Eukaryota, Viridiplantae, Streptophyta, Magnoliopsida, Caryophyllales, Amaranthaceae. The transcript is spliced from 4 exons.